Messenger RNA from Caenorhabditis angaria, 1526 nucleotides. NCBI's taxonomy places the organism in Eukaryota, Metazoa, Nematoda, Chromadorea, Rhabditida, Rhabditidae. The record is from the annotation of a GenBank genome assembly.
AUGGGACAACAACAGUCUGGAGGUUUUGGUGGAAAAGGAAAUGACCGUGGAGCAGGAGACGGUGACAAAAAAGAGAAAAAGAAGUAUGAGGCACCAAUUCCAUCUCGCAUCGGGAAAAAGAAGAAGGGAUCAAAAGGACCUGAUGCGGCUAGCAAACUUCCAGGUGUAACUCCACACGCAAGAUGUCGUCUGAAGUUGUUGAAAAAUGAAAGAAUCAAGGAUUAUCUUUUGAUGGAACAAGAAUUCAUUCAGAAUCAAGAACGUUUGAAACCACAAGAAGAAAGACAAGAAGAAGAAAGAACUAAAGUCGACGAAUUGCGUGGAACACCAAUGGCUGUUGGUUCUUUGGAAGAAAUUAUUGAUGAUCAACAUGCGAUCGUCUCAACUGUAAGUUGUUCAAAGAUUUUUUUCGUGAAAGAAUUAAUUUUUUUCAGAAUGUUGGAAGCGAACACUAUGUGAACAUUAUGUCAUUUGUCGACAAAGAACAACUUGAACCAGGAUGUUCUGUUUUACUAAACCACAAAAAUCAUGCGGUUAUUGGUGUUCUUUCCGAUGAUACCGAUCCAAUGGUUUCGGUGAUGAAACUCGAAAAAGCUCCACAGGAAACAUAUGCCGAUGUCGGAGGACUCGAUCAACAAAUUCAAGAAAUCAAAGAGGCUGUCGAACUUCCUCUUACUCACCCUGAAUAUUACGAAGAAAUGGGAAUUCGUCCACCAAAAGGUGUCAUUUUGUAUGGUUGCCCAGGAACCGGAAAAACACUCUUGGCAAAAGCCGUCGCCAAUCAGACAUCGGCCACUUUCUUGAGAAUUGUUGGUUCAGAAUUGAUCCAAAAAUAUUUGGGAGAUGGACCAAAAAUGGUCAGAGAACUUUUCAGAGUUGCUGAGGAGAAUGCGCCGGUAAGAAAUCGCUUUUAAAACUAUUUCGCAGAAAAAAAGUAUUUUUAGUCAAUCGUUUUCAUCGAUGAAAUCGACGCUGUCGGAACUAAACGUUACGAUUCGAAUUCUGGUGGAGAACGUGAAAUUCAACGUACAAUGCUUGAACUUUUGAAUCAACUUGAUGGUUUCGAUUCGCGUGGAGAUGUCAAAGUUUUGAUGGCCACAAAUCGUAUCGAAUCACUUGAUCCCGCUUUGAUUCGUCCUGGUCGUAUUGAUCGCAAAAUUGAAUUCCCAUUGCCUGAUGAGAAAACAAAAAGAAGAAUUUUCCAGGUUCAUAGAAAACUUCAUACAAUUGAUUUCAAUUUUGAAAAAUUGCAGAUUCAUACAUCUCGAAUGACACUUGGCGAAGAAGUCAAUUUGGAAGAAUUCAUUACAGCAAAAGAUGAAUUGAGUGGUGCUGAUAUCAAGGUAAAACAACAGUUUCACUGAUAAAUUAUCCUAACUCGUCUAUUUCAGGCAAUGUGCACUGAAGCUGGUUUAUUGGCAUUGCGUGAACGUCGUAUGCGUGUCACAAUGGAAGAUUUCCAAAAAUCGAAAGAAAAUGUUUUGUAUCGCAAGAAAGAAGGAGCACCCGAAGAAUUGUAUUUGUAA